This is a messenger RNA of Amphimedon queenslandica, 492 nucleotides long. RefSeq names its product exportin-T-like. Gene Ontology annotation, biological process: tRNA re-export from nucleus. Gene Ontology annotation, cellular component: cytoplasm; nuclear matrix; nuclear pore. The transcript has 6 exons. Gene Ontology annotation, molecular function: small GTPase binding; tRNA binding. The record is from RefSeq and is a predicted model, not a curated record. Lineage: Eukaryota; Metazoa; Porifera; Demospongiae; Haplosclerida; Niphatidae. The coding region runs from base 39 to 428 and encodes 129 amino acids.
GCAUCAAUGGAGUCACUGAAGUGAUUGCUUCUCAAAAUAUGGAGCAAGUUAAUAGUGUCCUUGGUUCUAUAGUGGAAGGAGCUUCAGCUUCACCCGAUCCAUCAGUUAAGAGGAUCUGCUUUAUGAGUUUAAAGAAGCUAGUGGAAGGCUGGAGUGGUCAAAAUGUUUUAUUGGAUUAUCCUUCAACCAGUGGAUUCAUUGAUUACGUGUAUAAAGAGAUACUACCAAUCUGCUUCAUCGUACCUCUUCAACCAACCUUUGACCUUAAUGAAGGACAAGCUUAUUUAUGUUUGGGUGAGAUUGUAUCAUUAUUGAAGGAGCUAGUCACACAGAGGGGUGAGGAAUUUCUUCUGUAUCUCCAGUCACAAUAUCUUCCGUCUCUCAUGAUACCAACUGACAUUGGACAGGUACUGAUAAUUGAUAGUUAGACGUACAUUUACAUGUUUUUUUUAUGUACCAUAAUGCCUCCAAUAUUUCUUGAUACAUUCUUAA